Suhomyces tanzawaensis NRRL Y-17324 is the source of this 2568-nucleotide messenger RNA. RefSeq lists its product as uncharacterized. Lineage: Eukaryota; Fungi; Ascomycota; Pichiomycetes; Serinales; Debaryomycetaceae. Bases 1 to 2568 code for a protein of 855 amino acids. The record is from RefSeq and is a predicted model, not a curated record. The transcript is spliced from 2 exons.
AUGACCACUUCCUCUUUUGAAGAGAAGGCUCCUCACCAGAGCAGAACCCCUGGUGCAAUUGCACCCACUUGGGCUGAAGCAUUGUUUGAAAAGAAAAGCUCUCCAACGAAGAGCAAAGCUUCCAAGUUACGCAAGAAGCAGUGCUACACUGUGAAGAAACGCUCCAAGAAAACUGGAACUAAGGUUGGUGCUGGUAUGGAAAUGCCAACCAAGGCUACUGAAGUUGAUAAUGGUGUGAUUGAGCCAAUUAUGGCUGCUGAAGUUUCGGAGGAAACUAAUGUUGAUGUUGGUAUGGAAAAGCUGUUUGUGGCAGGUGAAGUCGCAAAGGCAAAAAAUGGUGAUGAUGGUAUGGAAAAGCCAAGUGAGGCUACUGAAGUUGAUGCUGGUAUGAUUGAGCCAAUUGUGGCUACUGAAGUUUCGAAGGAAACAGCUGUUGAAGUUGGUAUAAUCAAGUCUAUUGCUUUUGCUCGCAUGAUUAAUCCUAAUGAUUGUUUAAACAUUAGAGCACCUAAAUUUUCCAAUAGCAGGGCCAGAAAGAACAAAAAGAAGUCGGGAAAGACGAAAAAGGUCAAGUACUCCAGUUUUAUUCAACCCAUGGAGAAUGACAAGGGACAGCAAAGAAGUGUUGAUAAGUAUGCAGACAUUACGCACUUCGAGACACUUGAGGAUAACAAUUCCAGCAUGGAACAUGCAGACAUUGAAUGCUUAGAGACCUUUGCAGUCGAAGCUCCGCGCGAUGUUGAAGAACAUGCAGACAUUCCUACAGAUAUUGCUGAAGAACAUGCAACCUUUAUGCACUUAGCGACUAUUGAGGCCGCCACUCCCAUCAUUGAGCUUGCAGACACUGCGCACUUAGAGACGGUUAAGGUCGACAAUCGAAGCAUUGAUACUGAGAAGCAUGCAAAUACCCCAUACAUUGAGACCAUCGAAGAGCUCAACACACCUGAAGUUGAUGCUGAAGAACUAAAAUUCUUCUUAGACUUAGAGAUAAUCAAAGAUGUUUACACACCCAAAUUUGAUGAAAAGGUGAAAUUCAUCUUGCACUUAGAAACCAUCGAAGAGGUCGAAGAGGUUGACACAACUGAGAUUAACGAUAUUGAAGUUCAAAUCUUUCCACAUUUAGAAGCUAUUGGGGAGGAAAAAAUUGCCUUCGUUGAAGAUCCACUGGACGUAGAGGCUGCUGAAACUACGAAUAUUCCAGGUUUUCGCAUUUUGGAGUUAGAAAUGGAAUUACGAGUCCACACAGAGACUAACAAUAAAGAUCCAUAUGGAUUCAUUGAAUUGGAGGCAUGCGAGAAGCUCAAUACUCUUGGCACUGAAAGUUCGUUAAAUCUAGUGGAAAUCGAUGGAGCAGUUGAAAAUCCCUAUGAAAAUACUUUUGAAUCUGCCAUGUACUUAGAAGAGGCCAACUAUCCUUGUUUUGAUUUUGUUAGGGACUUCGUGCUUAUUAUUCUUGCUUUCUUUGUUGUUUGGAGCAUCAAGACUAGUUGUAUCCUCAAGUCUUGUUUUUUCCUUUUUAUUUUGAAACACGAUUUUAAACCUAUUACAACUAACCUUGGACACAGUCAAAAUGGUGGAAACAAGGAACGCUUGGAAACCAGUGGAACGCUCGACAAUGAUAGUAAUGGCUUUCAAGAAGAACACAAAUUGCACUUCGAAGCAAAAGCCAGUGGGAAGGCCAAUUUAUCUGACAAUCUUGCUCAUGAUUCCAAAGGCAUCAAGCACUCAGAAACUGAAAUGGUGGCCACAAUUACAAAAUGUGAGUUCCAGAGCAGCCUCGAUUAUUUCAACAUUGUUGAAGGGUUCUGUUUCGGUGAUUCUUUUGAUCGUUUUUCUCCUUCCAAGGAGAAUGGAAAUUACUUCAAACAUUACCCUUCGCUUGGUUUGUUCUUAAAUAAUUCUGAGAAGGAUCUUAUCAUAGCAGACAAUGUGUUAAUCGAAGCUAGCAACACUGCAGUUGAGGAUAUUCCCAUGGAGAGUACAGACUCGGGGUUUGGUAUGCACUCUCCGAAUUCUGACACAAAUAUGAGACCUAAGAAUAUUGAGUCCGUGAUUCAUAAAACUAAUGACUUAAAUCUGGUUUCUAACCAACUCGAAGUCUUGCCUCAGUUGCAGACUUCCCGUGUAUCCUUACAGUCUGGAAAUUUCUCGAACGGAUCAACAUCACCUACCAAACUUUCAUUGAGAAGACUCAUGUCUAGUGCAACAUCAGUAAGCUUAGAGGAAAAUGGUAACCAGAACGAUGAAUUCUUCUUAUUAGAAGUUCACCAAUCUAUAUUUGAACUUGAACUUGAACUGGAUCCUAUUUACCAAAAUAUACCAAAUCCAGGACCUAGUUUAGACUGGAUCAAAUACUCUGUGGCAUACUCUGAGGUAAGAGUUGGGGGACUCGUGCCUAGACAUGCAACAAACAAUAGUAUUCAAUUUGGUACAUUAUUGGUAUUAGUUAUCCAGUUGAUAGUUCUUUUGGUGGAUUGUGUGAUUUCAAUAACUUCGUUUCCUCGGUUUCAAAACCUCAGCUUGUGGACAGCGUUUGGCAUUGUCACAAGGCUUUUGUCCAGACAAUGA